AUGGAUGUCAUCCCUAAAUCCUACCUUAUUAAGUGCCUUAUUUUCUGGACUUACUACAUGUACAAACAGCAAUAGAAACCCCUAAAAGACCAAGAAACGCAAACGAAACUAGCAAAGAUCCUGUUUGCUUUAAGGAUCUUCUACGACAUGUUUGCACUUUCAGGUUUUGUAGCUGGAUACCAUCUAGGGACAUUCGAGCUCGAGGCAUUGAUUUUUAUGAUCAGUAUAAUGAUAUUUGAAAUUUCUGGAUCAGUCGUUAGCCUUCGCGAGUCCCUUAGAAAGAAUAAUUCAUUAAAACAGACACUCCUGUACGAGCAAGACUUGCAUCACUACCUUUCUGCAAAAUCUCUAGAUACUUUGGUGCAGGAUCCAGUUUAAUCUAAGAGUUAGAAUUGCACUCCAGAAAAGAAGUUUUCUUCAAAAGACAGUAUGUGCAGCCUCAGUAGUAGUAUUAUCACUAAGAGCUGUACAAAUAGCGACGAAUCAAAUUUGGAAUAGCCUAAAAUUUUCAAGUAAAAGAGUGCUUCUUUGCUUAGUCCCCCCAUCAAAACCAAGAAGCAAAGACGUUACUCAAUGGAAAGCGACUUGGUUGUACUUAAUCAGUCGAAUGGAUAUAGAAAAUGA
Stylonychia lemnae is the source of this 624-nucleotide messenger RNA. NCBI's taxonomy places the organism in Eukaryota, Ciliophora, Spirotrichea, Sporadotrichida, Oxytrichidae. The record is from the annotation of a GenBank genome assembly.